AUGUCUUCCGCAGAGUCUGAGGGCAACCGCCAGCCGGGGCUCAUCACCCUUUGUGUCGUGAUGCUCAUAUUGGCUGUGGCCUCGGUCGCCCUCCGCUGCUGGUCCAUCUGGGGCUCGCCCACUCACAAGUUUGGUUAUGAUGACUUGUUUGCCAUCCUAACGUUGCCUUUUAUUAUCGCCGAAUCAGCCCUUAUAUUCUACUGGAUCUCUCUGGGAUUGGGUCGUCAUUCAGCCACAUUACCCAUCAGCAACCAACUCGAGGGCCCCAAGAUUAUCUUCGCCGCCGCCUACUUAUACGAUGCAUGCAUUACUUUUCCUAAAUUAUCGGUGCUCUGCUUCUACCAUCGAGUGCUCAAACGGGGAGGCAUCUGGGUCCGCCCUACGCUCUGGGCGGUCGGUACGCUCUGCGUUUGCUGGCUGAUCGGGGCCUGGUUGGCGACCACCUUCCAGUGCACGCCCGUUCAUGCCUCCUGGGAUCCCGUUCCCAACGCCAAAUGCUUCACGCAGUGGAAAUUCUUUACCGGGACUGCUGCCCCCAGUGCGGUCCUGGAUGUGAUCAUCCUGUUGAUCCCGCUGCCACUUCUCUGGUCGUUGCACAUGACCAAGGCGAAGAAGGUCAUGCUAACCGGCCUCUUUAUUUGCGGUUACUCAGUGGUCAUCCUGUCUCUCGGUCGCCUCAUUACUCUCCUCAAGGCCGGUUCUGACUUGGAAGCCGAUCUGACCUGGACCACCAUCGAAUAUAUCCGUUGGGUGCAGUGUGAAGGCCCGAUUUCUCUUAUGUCCGUCUGCCUCCCUAAUAUUGUGGAACUCGGACGCCGCCUGCGAAGCAGAAAUGAGCAACGCCGUACCAGCGCUUUAUCAUUAUCUGCAAGCAAGCAAACUGCGUCGGACUUGCUGUGUGGCAACCGAUCAUUCCGUCCCCUCGAAGAAGACAGAGAGGCCAUCCUCAUGGGCCAUUAUUCGGGGACUCCGAAAAGGCAUCACAAUAACACCACCAUCGAAGCAACGCGAUCGGUCUCGGAGUGGGAUAGUGUCUGA
Molecule: messenger RNA, 1038 nt
Organism: Penicillium cinerascens
Lineage: Eukaryota; Fungi; Ascomycota; Eurotiomycetes; Eurotiales; Aspergillaceae
Exons: 3
Coding region: 1-1038 (345 amino acids)
Source: RefSeq, a predicted model, not a curated record